GUCUUUUUUUCCCUCUUCUACUGAUAUACAUAUACACCAGUAAUGGGAAAAUCUCGACCAAGAUACAAUGAGAAGGCUCGAGCCUCUUCUCGAAAUGCAAAUCAAAAACCACACCCGCGAGCCAGAGACGGUGGACUUAGACUUCGACCGGAAGAAUUGCAACAGGAUUCCUCGUCCACAAAGCGAUCCUCGACAAAUACAGCACCAACUGACAAUAGCAAUGAUACAAACCAGCUAAUGAUCAUUCCUGGCGAAACUAAAGAAGAGCCUGAAGAAGGAAAGAAGAAGUCCUUGCCCCCACCAGCACCAUUCAUGUCCAAGAAAAAGAGAAAAAAAUUGGAAAAAUAUAUUGUAAGUUGAGCAAGGAUAGGUAUCCCCGUACAGUUUAAGAAGAUUAUUUUCUGACAAUCUAG
Molecule: messenger RNA, 413 nt
Organism: Zychaea mexicana
Lineage: Eukaryota; Fungi; Mucoromycota; Mucoromycetes; Mucorales; Lichtheimiaceae
Exons: 3
Coding region: 43-360 (105 amino acids)
Source: RefSeq, a predicted model, not a curated record